CUCCAUUUUAUGAAGUCAUUGUAACGCUGCAUGCAAACACCCUGAGUAUGGUCAUAAACAUGCUUUAGAGAUUACAAGAACGUGAGCCCCUGUAGAAUAGCCACCAUGGGUCCCACUCAUCUUGUCACACAGAACCAUGGGAAGAAGACAAGCGUUUUUAACAUGGAAGAAAAAGUAUUUGCACUUUUCCAGAACUCAGAGAUUCCCUCUGAACCUAUAGAAAAUCCUCCCUUGAAAAGGAAGAAGGGUCCAGCCCCUAAGAUGCUUGGAAACGAGGUGUGCAGCGUAUGUGGGGACAAAGCCUCAGGCUUCCAUUACAAUGUCCUGAGUUGUGAGGGCUGCAAAGGUUUUUUCCGACGCAGUGUGAUCAAAGGAGCCCAAUAUAUCUGCAAGAAUAGUGGCAAAUGUGAAAUGGAUACGUACAUGCGCCGGAAAUGUCAGGAGUGCCGGUUACGCAAGUGCUAUGAAGCAGGCAUGCGAGAGCAAUGUGUUCUCUCUGAAGAGCAAAUCCAGCUGAAGAAACUUAAGAAGCGGGAAGAUGAUCAAGCCCGAAUGAUAGUUAUGCGUCAGAACCCACCAUCUCCUCCAAGUACCCCUCCCAAAAUGACACCAGAGCAGCUUGUUAUGAUAGAAAAACUUGUUGCAGCUCAACAGCAGUGUAAUCAACGGUCUUUCACAGAUAGGCUCAAAGUGACGCCAUGGCCUCAGAUUUCAGAUCCUCUUCAUCGUGAAGCACGACAACAGCGUUUUGCUCAUUUCACAGAGCUUGCCAUCAUUUCUGUGCAGGAAAUUGUGGACUUUGCCAAACAGUUGCCAGGUUUCUUGGAACUCACUAGAGAAGACCAAAUUGCUCUUUUGAAGACUUCUACAAUAGAAGUGAUGCUGUUGGAGACAUCUAGGCGCUACAAUCCAGAAACUGAAAGCAUAACUUUUUUGAAAGAUUUGAGUUACAAUCAGGAUGACUUUUCCAAGGCUGGCCUACAAAUUGAGUUUAUUAAUCCCAUUUUUGGAUUUUCAAAGAGAAUGAAUGAGCUGCAUCUCAAUGAUGCUGAGUUUGCACUUUUAAUAGCCAUCAGCAUUUUUUCUGCAGACCGGCCAAAUGUUCAAGAUCAAACUCUGGUAGAAAAGUUGCAGCAUACCUAUGUAGAAGCCCUUCACUCAUAUAUAUGUAUUCAUAGGCCAAAUGAUCAUCUAAUGUUCCCACGGAUGUUAAUGAAACUGGUCAGCCUUCGGACUUUAAGUAGUGUUCAUUCUGAACAAGUGUUUGCUCUUCGGCUACAGGACAAAAAGCUGCCACCACUUCUUUCAGAGAUCUGGGAUGUCAAUGAAUGAGUAUACUAUCUAAGGAUAGUGAGCGAUUACACUGAUUAUCUUUUGCCAAUAAAAACUAUUCUCCUUAUCGAAAGCACUGAAGCAACCCAGAAGGCUGUGAUUUCUUUGCUCUGAUGAAAUAUAUACAGUAUAUAGAAAACAAAUGAGAAGGAUCACAUGACGCUUUAGUCACUAUUUUCCAAAAAUGGAACUGAAACACCUAACAUGGAAGAGUAAAAGAAUCCCCCCACUAAUAAUUUUCCAGGCAGUUUUUCUUUAACCAUUUUUUCAUAUUUAAUUUCAAGGCCACCAUCCAGACCUAUAGAAUCUUCUUGGGAAUUUUAGAGGCAAGCUUCCUUGUGUAUCUUUUCCCCCCCCUCUUGGUUAUAUAUGGUUAAAAUAUGUUGACAUUAGAAACAAUGGAUAGAGAGCUGGAUAGACUGUUGACAUAUGUGGCUUAGGUGCCUUUUUGUGGACUUUUGAGAAGCAUCACUUUGGAUUGAAAGGAUAGCUGUACUAUAGAAAUCUCUUAGGACCUUUUGUAAUAUUUCUGUUCUCCAUCCCCUCAACAGGAAAUAAGCCAUUACUGAUAUAUACUGAUACAAUAUGGAGGAAGACAUGAUUUUUAUUAUAUGAAACUCAUUUGAAUAUGGAGAGGUGCAUCAUAUAUACCCAUAAUCUAGAUGAUUGCUGCUCACUGUUUUCUACAUAGUACAAAAUAUACUAUAUUGGAUUAUAACAUAAUUACAUACAGUAUAAGAUUACCACUUUUCUCUUUUAUUCAUCUGUGCAUUAACAGACAAAUCUAAAUAGUGGUCAUUAUGGCUAAACAUUUUCUUAUCUCCCCUCUACUAGUUCUUUACUUCAAAUUUUCCCCUUCUCUGAAAAAACCAUUUAGCUGGAAAUACAGAUUAGUAUCUGCUGUAAAUCACUUUGCCAAAAAUGAUGAUGCAUGCAUUAUGUUGCAGUCCUGGCCUUUCAUAGUUGGACCCAAUGUUGGAUACUAGUACUUAAGUCAUAAGUUUUGCAUCAUGUCAUGAUGCACAUAAGGUCAAUUGCCUCCCUGGAUGGAUACCUGUAGUGGGAAAUUUCUUAAAUGUUGCCUUUGGAUAACCUCAAGAAGGAAAAGAACCUAAUUUGUGUAUAUCAUUAAAAAUUAUUGUGUAGUGAGGGUGUGAAGGCCAAGUUUAUAUCUUUCUAUCCUUAACUUAAACUUGUUCAGUUAUUUCAAGAUGGCCCAUAUAUUCACAAAGAGUUUAGUGUUUACAGCCUAAACCUCAGGAAUGAGUGAAGUUUAACUUAUUGAUGCCAGUGGAUUUAGGUAUAAAUAUACUUUCCUAGGAAUAGUUGCUAAUGGAAUAAAUAAUUUGAAAAGUAUACACCAACAUACUUGCAAGGAUAUCUGAUAGCAGAAAUUAUAUCAGACAUUUCUUGGUACACUAAUAGUGCUUGCUUCCUUCAGCAUUUAAAUUGGCUUUCUUUGCAGAUGUGCUAGAACUUAGGCCCUUGAACCAGUAUAAUUACUAUGUAGCAAGUGCCAUAUCUGUGGUGUCAGCUUUAUGACUAUUUUGCACAUGAAAUUAGUCUGCCAGUAUUGGCCCUUUACCUGAGAAAGCUCAUAUAUAACAAUUUACCAUGUUGUAAUAACUCUUUGCAAUUACAGAACUUCUUGGGUUUAAUUCUACAUUUUUAAUUACUAUUUCUCAAAAAUGUAAUUUUAUGUAAAAGAAUAAAAUCUAAUAAGA
Protobothrops mucrosquamatus (brown spotted pit viper) is the source of this 3056-nucleotide messenger RNA. RefSeq names its product nuclear receptor subfamily 1 group H member 3 (gene NR1H3). Lineage: Eukaryota; Metazoa; Chordata; Lepidosauria; Squamata; Viperidae. The transcript is spliced from 8 exons. Gene Ontology annotation, biological process: positive regulation of transcription by RNA polymerase II; cell differentiation; negative regulation of inflammatory response. The record is from RefSeq and is a predicted model, not a curated record. The coding region runs from base 106 to 1332 and encodes 408 amino acids. Gene Ontology annotation, molecular function: nuclear receptor activity; RNA polymerase II cis-regulatory region sequence-specific DNA binding; zinc ion binding.